AUGCCCAAUAUCAGCGUAAGAGAACGAAUAAGCGCUUUGGAGCAGCAGCACCGGCCGAGCACAAGCGAAGGCGUCGCCGAUGCCCAUCGAAGGAUAUCCAGCAAUUCCACAAGCAUGAAUGUGAAGCAGCGCGCGAGUUAUUUCCAGGGCGAGGAGAGUAGAAGUAGGAGUAGGAGUAGCGGCAGCGACAGUGCUGGUGGUACUAGCAAUGACACCACGAGCAGCAACACGGGCAACGCAUCCACUCCACCCUCCACCAAUCCACCUUCCUCUCCCCGCAUCGACAGCAGCAGCGUGCAGGUGGAGAGUGGCAGUGUGGGCAGCGCCGAUAACAGCAUACAUACACCUACUCCCGCCUCACCCGCUUUCACAGCCACCACUGACGUCCAUUAUCAGGUCCCUGAGCUCGUCGAAACGGACUUGGAACACAACCAGGAAAUAAUCCAGCUGCUGAGAAACGACAAACAGCUGUCUUUUGCACAUGAGACUCAGACACAUGCACACCCUCAGUCUCGUACGGACGUUCUUCAGGCUACACACGACCUAGCAAACCUCAGUACAUCCUUCGACGGUGAAGUUGGUGAGCUGGACGGCGUUCUUGAUGCGGAUAGCAGUAUUAGCAGUGCUAGCAAUCGUGAUAGUGAACUGGAAGCAGAUACUGAGGCUGGCUGGGUGACAGUCAUCACAACAUAA
This is a messenger RNA of Wallemia ichthyophaga EXF-994, 693 nucleotides long. RefSeq lists its product as uncharacterized. The record is from RefSeq and is a predicted model, not a curated record. Lineage: Eukaryota; Fungi; Basidiomycota; Wallemiomycetes; Wallemiales; Wallemiaceae. The coding region runs from base 1 to 693 and encodes 230 amino acids. The transcript has a single exon.